AUGCUUAAAUAUAAAUAUACUCUCUCACUGUCUUCUCUUUCAGGCCAGGAACGCUUUGGAAAUAUGACCAGAGUAUACUACAAAGAGGCAGUUGGUGCUUUUGUGGUCUUCGAUGUCACAAGAGGCUCCACUUUUGAGGCUGUUUCAAAAUGGAAGCAUGAUUUGGACAGUAAAGUACUACUUCCUAAUGGCAGCCCUAUCCCUGCUGUUCUUCUUGCCAACAAGUGUGACCAGAAGAAAGAUGGCAGCCAGAAUCCUUCUCAAAUGGACCAGUUCUGCAGAGAAGGUGGCUUUGUUGGAUGGUUUGAAACCUCUGCCAAGGACAACAUCAACAUAGAUGAAGCUGCUCGAUUCUUGGUGGAAAACAUCCUUGCCAACUACAAAACCUUUCCUAAUGAAGAGAAUGAUGUGGGGAAACCAAAACUGGACCUAGACCCAUUGAAAGCAGAGAGUAAAUCACAGUGCUGCUAA
Aptenodytes forsteri (emperor penguin) is the source of this 471-nucleotide messenger RNA. RefSeq names its product RAB32, member RAS oncogene family (gene RAB32). Gene Ontology annotation, molecular function: GTPase activity; GTP binding. Lineage: Eukaryota; Metazoa; Chordata; Aves; Sphenisciformes; Spheniscidae. Gene Ontology annotation, cellular component: melanosome; Golgi apparatus; mitochondrion. The record is from RefSeq and is a predicted model, not a curated record. The transcript is spliced from 2 exons. Gene Ontology annotation, biological process: intracellular protein transport; melanosome organization; vesicle-mediated transport. Bases 1 to 471 code for a protein of 156 amino acids.